GGCCGUGGCGGUGGACGUGGUGGUUUCGGUGGUGGAGGAUUCAACCAAGGACCUCCUUCCGAAGUUGUCGUCGUUGGUGUUUUUGUCAGCGCCUGUGAAGGUGAGAUGGUCUGUAAAUUAAACAACCCCAAGGUUCCUUUCUUCAACGCACCUAUUUAUCUCCAAGACAAAACCCUUAUCGGUAAGGUUGACGAAAUUCUUGGUCCUUUAAACGAAAUUUUCUUCACCGUCAAGAUGGAAGGUGGUAUGUCUGCCACUACAUUCAAGCCUGAUGAUAAGGUUUAUAUUGGACUCGAUAAGCUCCUUCCUAUGGAUAGAUUCUUACCCAAGCCUAAGGUUGCCGGAAAGGCAAAGCUCCGGUUUCCCCGCUCGCGGUGGCCGUGGUGGACGAGGUGGCCGUGGUGGUUUCGGUGGUGA
Mucor mucedo is the source of this 417-nucleotide messenger RNA. RefSeq names its product H/ACA ribonucleoprotein complex, subunit Gar1/Naf1. NCBI's taxonomy places the organism in Eukaryota, Fungi, Mucoromycota, Mucoromycetes, Mucorales, Mucoraceae. Gene Ontology annotation, molecular function: box H/ACA snoRNA binding. The record is from RefSeq and is a predicted model, not a curated record. The transcript is spliced from 3 exons. Gene Ontology annotation, biological process: snoRNA guided rRNA pseudouridine synthesis; ribosome biogenesis. The annotation marks the transcript as partial. Gene Ontology annotation, cellular component: box H/ACA snoRNP complex.